AGUGUGACGGCGUAUGGUCGCAGCAUGAUUGAACAAACUCGUGCGGAAGUCGAGCGACAUUAUUCGAUUGCAAAUGGGUACGAAAAUGAUGCCCAAGUCAUUUAUGGCGACACUGAUUCGGUGAUGGUAAACUUUAAAGUUAAAACAUUAGAGAGCGCAAUGGAAUUGGGACGCGAGGCUGCAGAGUUAAUUAGCCAAAAAUUUGUAAAACCCAUUAAGCUAGAAUUUGAGAAGGUGUACUAUCCGUAUUUAUUGAUCAAUAAGAAGAGAUAUGCGGGUCUGUAUUUUACCAAUCCGAGCAAAUAUGAUAAAAUGGAUUGCAAAGGAAUCGAGACUGUUCGUCGAGAUAAUUGUACCUUAGUUGUUGAUGUUAUAAAUACAUGCCUGCAGAAGUUAUUAAUCCACAGAGAUCCGGAAGGUGCGAUUGCAUAUGCAAAACAAGUCAUUUCAGAUUUGUUACAAAAUAACAUAGAUAUAUCGCAGCUAGUAAUCACAAAGGAAUUAACAAAAGCGGACUAUGCCGCAAAGCAAGCGCACGUGGAACUGUCGAAGAAAAUGACCAAACGCGAUCCGGGUAAUGCCCCAAAGCUGGGCGAUCGUAUCCCGUAUGUUAUAAUCGCAGCAGCAAAAAACACACCCGCCUUUCAAAAAGCGGAGGACCCCAUUUAUGUCCUCGAAAACAAUAUUCCGAUUGAUGCAACAUACUACUUGGAAAAUCAGCUCUCUAAACCCUUAAUUAGGAUAUUCCAACCUGUUCUUGGGGAUAAUGCAGAAUCGAUUUUAUUACGUGGUGAACAUACCAGAACUAAAACUGUGGUAACAUCUAGAGUAGGAGCUCUUUCCGCGUUUACUAAAAAAAAGGAUACCUGUUUGGGGUGUCGUUCAGUUCUGACAGAUAAUUGUAACGGUGCGGCUCUAUGUAUGCACUGCAAGCCCAAGGAAUCGUCGUUGUAUCAACAAGAAUUAUCGCAUCAUCGUUUGUUGGAAGAUCGGUUUGCUGCCUUGUUUACAGAAUGCCAAAGAUGCAUGGGAUCUUUACACGAAGAAAUUUUAUGCACCAGCCGAGAUUGUCCUAUAUUCUAUAUACGCAAGAAGGUGCAAAUGGAGUUACAGACUAGCGAUAAACGAAUAAACAGAUUUGGAGAGAACUUAAUUGAGGAGUGUUAACCAGUUGUUCAAUUAUUAUUGUCUUAGAAAUGUAUUUUUUAUUCAAGCUCAAUUUAUCUUAAUAACUUAAAUAUACAAAUUAUACAUU
Messenger RNA from Photinus pyralis (common eastern firefly), 1255 nucleotides. RefSeq names its product DNA polymerase delta catalytic subunit-like. NCBI's taxonomy places the organism in Eukaryota, Metazoa, Arthropoda, Insecta, Coleoptera, Lampyridae. The record is from RefSeq and is a predicted model, not a curated record. Gene Ontology annotation, molecular function: 3'-5'-DNA exonuclease activity; DNA binding; nucleotide binding. Gene Ontology annotation, biological process: DNA-templated DNA replication; nucleotide-excision repair, DNA gap filling; base-excision repair, gap-filling. Gene Ontology annotation, cellular component: delta DNA polymerase complex.